This is a messenger RNA of Acomys russatus (golden spiny mouse), 2339 nucleotides long. It is a transcript of the gene F13a1, whose product is annotated as coagulation factor XIII A chain. The transcript is spliced from 14 exons. Gene Ontology annotation, biological process: peptide cross-linking; blood coagulation, fibrin clot formation. Gene Ontology annotation, molecular function: protein-glutamine gamma-glutamyltransferase activity. Bases 1 to 2199 code for a protein of 732 amino acids. The record is from RefSeq and is a predicted model, not a curated record. NCBI's taxonomy places the organism in Eukaryota, Metazoa, Chordata, Mammalia, Rodentia, Muridae.
AUGUCGGAUGCUCCAGCAACCACGUUUGGGGGGAGGCGAGCUGUCCCACCCAACAACUCUAAUGCAGCAGAAGUUGACCUCCCGACCACGGAGCUGCAGGGCCUGGUGCCCAGGGGUGUCAACCUGCAAGACUACCUGAAUGUCACAGCUGUUCACGUGUUCAAGGAGAGAUGGGACAGCAACAAGAUUGAUCAUCACACAGACAAAUACGACAACAGCAAUUUGAUUGUCCGCAGAGGGCAGCCUUUCUAUGUCCAGAUUGACUUCAAUCGUUCAUAUGACCCCAAGAGGGACCUCUUCAGAGUGGAAUACGUUAUUGGUCGCUACCCUCAGGAGAACAAGGGCACCUACAUCCCAGUGCCCGUAGUGUCGGAGCUGGAAAGCGGAAAGUGGGGAGCCAAGGUUAUCAUGAAUGAGGACAGGUCUGUGCGGCUUUCCAUCCAGUCUUCCCCCGAGUGCAUCGUGGGGAAAUUCCGCAUGUAUGUUGCGGUCUGGACUCCGUAUGGCAUCCUCCGUACCCGCAGAAACCCAGAAACAGACACAUAUAUUCUCUUCAAUCCUUGGUGUGAAGAGGACGCCGUGUAUCUGGAUGAUGAGAAGGAGAGAGAAGAGUAUGUACUCAAUGACAUCGGAGUGAUAUUUUACGGGGACUUCAAUGACAUCAAGAGCAGAAGCUGGAGCUAUGGCCAGUUUGAAGAUGGCAUCCUGGAUGCUUGUUUGUAUGUGAUGGACAAAGCCCUGAUGGACCUUUCUGGUAGAGGGAACCCCAUCAAAGUCAGCCGUGUUGGUUCUGCAAUGGUGAAUGCCAAGGAUGACGAAGGUGUUAUUGUUGGAUCAUGGGACAAUGUCUAUGCCUAUGGUAUCCCUCCAUCAGCCUGGACAGGAAGUGUUGACAUUCUACUAGAAUACAAGAGCUCUGAAACACCAGUCCGGUAUGGCCAGUGCUGGGUUUUUGCUGGCGUCUUUAACACAUUUUUAAGAUGCCUUGGAAUCCCAGCGCGAGUCAUUACCAAUUAUUUAUCAGCCCAUGACAAUGAUGCCAACUUGCAAAUGGACAUCUUCCUGGAAGAAGAUGGGAAAGUGAGCACCAAACUCACAAAGGAUUCAGUGUGGAACUACCACUGCUGGAAUGAAGCCUGGAUGACGAGGCCUGAUCUUCCUGUUGGAUUUGGAGGCUGGCAAGCUGUGGACAGCACACCCCAGGAAAACAGUGACGGCAUGUACCGCUGCGGCCCUGCCUCCGUUCAAGCCAUUAAGCAUGGCCACGUCUGCUUCCAAUUUGAUGCUCCAUUUGUUUUUGCAGAGGUCAACAGCGAUCUUGUUUACAUUACAGCCAAGAAAGAUGGAACUCAUGUGGUAGAAGCUGUGGAUGCCACCCAUAUUGGGAAGUUAAUUGUGACCAAACAAAUUGGAGGAGAUGCCAUGCAAGAUAUUACUGAUACUUACAAAUUUCAAGAAGGUCAAGAAGAAGAGAGACUGGCCCUUGAAACUGCCCUGAUGUACGGAGCCAAAAAGAACCUCAACACUGAAGGUGUCGUCAAAUCAAGGUCUGAUGUGGACAUGAACUUUGAAGUGGAAAACGCUGUGCUUGGAAAGGACUUCAAGGUCACCAUCACCUUCCAGAACAAUAGCUCCAAUCUCUACACUGUCUUGGCCUAUCUUUCUGGCAAUAUCACCUUUUACACUGGGGUCGCCAAGAAAGAAUUCAAGAAUGAAGCAUUUGAAGAGACACUGGAUCCCUUAUCUUCCAAGAAAAAGGAGGUGCUGGUCAGAGCAGGCGAGUACAUGAGCCACCUUCUGGAGCAGGGCCUCCUGCACUUCUUCGUCACAGCACGCAUCAAUGAGACCAGGGAUGUCUUGGCCAAGCAGAAGUCCAUAGUCCUGACUAUUCCCAAGGUCAUCAUCAAGGUCCGAGGAACCCCCAUGGUUGGCUCUGAUAUGGUUGUGACUGUUGAGUUCACCAAUCCUUUAAAAGAAACGCUGCAAAAUAUCUGGAUUCACUUGGAGGGUCCUGGAGUAAUGAGGCCCAAGAGGAAGAUGUUCCAUGAAAUCCAGCCCAACACCACUGUGCAGUGGGAAGAAGUCUGUCGCCCUUGGGUCUCUGGCCCUCGGAAGCUGAUUGCCAGCAUGUCCAGUGACUCCCUGAGACAUGUGUAUGGAGAGCUGGAUCUGCAGAUUCAAAGACGACCUAGCAUGUAAAUGCCCAGGAGGCUGAGAUGGACCUGGGUGCAUGGCCUAUUGCAGUCUUGGCUAUGGAAACCCUAUUGCAAAAAAUAGCUAGCUCUUGCUUUGAUUUGGGUGUGAAGACUGAGGCCAACCCCAGCACGGGCAUGCUACAG